ACAGCCUCGUGUUCAGCUCGAAGGACGAAAAAUCGUGGCGGACGCCAACAGUGUCAAAUAUAAACCGUCAUCACGGAUUCCAAAGCAGAAAUCGUCGGUGCCACCGAGGAACAUGAACGUGUGGAAGGUUCCUCGGGUAAGCGUUGGCAUAUGAAGUUCCGUCGGGUGUUCAACCAUGAUAAAAUGGCCACAAGUCAUUUGACAAUAGAUGCUGAGUUUCAGACAGUCAAGCUUGCGGUAUUAGGAGCACCGGGUGUUGGGAAGACAUCUAUAAUACGACAGUUUGUAUGCAGUCAAUAUAGUGAUGAAUAUCUCACGACAGAUAAGAAACAGGUGUUUUGUCCAUCAGUUAUCAUCAAUGAACAUCUGUACGAAUUGAAGAUUAUAGAUUGUCCUUAUAUUCCUUACUUUCCUGUGAAUUCAUUAUAUGAAUGGACGGACUUCAGAGGAUAUGGCUUACGUAACGCCACUGCAUAUUUACUAGUGUACGACAUCACGUCGGAAGAUAGCUUCCAAUACAUCAAAAACCUCCGGGAUCAGAUACUCGAGAGUAGGGACAUGCACGACGUGCCUAUGUUUGUGGUCGGGAACAAGCAUGACCAAUCAGAGGAGAGGGGGAUUCCCCGAAGAGAGGUUAUUAACCUUGUGAAAAAACAAUGGAAGUGUGGCUACAUAGAAUGUUCUGCAAAAUUUAAUUGGCAUAUUAUAUUACUGUUUAAAGAACUCAUGAAGACUUUAGACUAUAUAGAUUAUGGGCAUAAACCCACAUCAGUCCGUGUUCAAAACGCCCUUCGAAGAAAUCGGUGCUUAAUAUUAUGAUACUGUUAACGAUUUUGUUGUGUGCAGAAAUCUGAACAAAAAUUAUGGAUGGGGUUUAAGUAAUGCCUUGAUAUGAUGUCAAACCUCGGCGAUCUAUACACCAAUAAACGAAAGAAGAAGUCACUAUGUGUUCUUCCUGGUCAGUGUAUAAUAAAACGAUAUCUAUUACAGUCUUUGUCGAUACUAUAAGAAAGAUACUGGUGGCUUAACCAUACGAAAAUAAUGAAGUACGAUUGUAUGGCGUCUUCAUUACGCCAUACAAGUGUUUUUAUGUUUCCUGGCUCCACGAACGAAUACAACUCUAUUAUCCAUGGAUGUGAGGUUAAUACGUAUGCAUGUGCGCUUAAAUGUGUUCACUAUUGAUCCGUUGUAUGGAUUACAGAUCUAACUCUAGUAUAACCUUCUUCCGCCUCAAAAUAAAACAACAGUUCGAUAAAGUAAUAAUAUUUUUACUGAAAGUGAGAACAGCGUUACUUGCUUGAAGCUAUCGAUACAAAUUUUGAUGGAUUAUAUUAUUCCAAAAUGCCAGUAUUUUAAUUUUGUGUUCGAUUGUUUCAAAAAGCCCCACGAUAUUUAUAUUCAAACUCAUAAUACUUUUAUUGAUAUCAGUUUUAUUGAUAUACGAAACAAUUCUGCAAAAGCAUUGAUCUUCGUUUUCAACUUCGUCAAAAAAAGUAUAACGGGUUUGAAAACAAUAGAAUAAUCAGAAUCGCCUUCAUUAUACCAGAAUGAAAAAAACAAAGUUCUCAGCUACACAGAAAUUAAACAAGUAAUGCCAAUGUUAUACAUUCCAAAAAGGCAACCAAUUCUCUUCUUGGUGCUGACUAUGCAUGCAGGUUGAUGUAAUAAAACGGUGGAUCUCUACAUAUGAGUCUUAAAAUUCAAACCCAGAAUACUCUCUAAAAGCCAAAUGUCGAUGUAGGGCCAAUGAAGAAAACUGACAACCGUGAAAUGUAAAGAAAAAAGACAAUUACGUUGGCUUUGAGUUUAUUGCAGGAAAAAAACUGUUUUUUAUUAAGAAAUGUCAGAUAGAAUUAGUGGAUAAGCAGUCGAUCAAUACAUUAACAGGAAUCUGUUUUCAUCAAAAACACAUAAAAUUCAGUAAAACCAUUCCAUGGAGACAUCGUUUGUGAACUUUACUUUUGUUUUUCUACGCGUGACUUCGACGUCAAAGAUUUGGAAACCAACAGCAAUUUAUGAGACAAUAAUAAGCAUUCCAUGGAGAAGUUCAGUUAACAAAAUUUCUGCAUCCAGCAUUUUGUGAACCAAUUUAACAGCUAUAGACUAUAGAUAAUAUACACAUAAAAGUAACCACCCUGUUUGCUGUGUAUGCCAAGUUACAAUGCUUUUUAAUUACUUUAUCCAGGCAAACCAUCUGACUUUAGAUGUAACUGAUAAGCACAUCCAAAUUUAAUAUGCUUUUUACCCAAAAGCCCUAUAAGGGACUGUGCACUAUAUUAUGUGAAUUGUUUUUGUGUGGUUCGUUUAAGACCAGUGGUCGGGUUAGACUUCAUGGACAUACGAAGAAAGAAUUUAAAAUUCUAUAAACAUUGCUCAAAUAUAAAUAAAAGACCAUUAAAAGACAUGCCAUAGAAAUAUUGUACGCAGGGUAAUGGUCCUAUGUGGAUUUUAUACCCCACCGUUAGACUUACAUAAAACCUUCACAAUCGCUUGAGAGGCAAAUCUAUCAGCUAUUUACAACAUUCAUUCGAAAUCUAUAAAAACUAAAAUUAUGUUAAAUCUUAUUUGUGUCCAUUACCACAAUAACGUUAUCAUUCAUUUUAUUUGUCACGAUUUGGUAAUGCCCUUUGUCCCGAUGAAGAAGCUAAAACCCUAUGCCCCGAUGAAGAAGCUAAAACCCUUAUUAUUGUCACCUUUUCCACUUUGACUGUUCGAAACCAUCUCAAUCAACGGCUCCACCAAAUCUAUCCGCUUGUCAAGAGAAUAGCUAUGAAAUGGUUAUAGUUUCUGGCGGUUUUGUAAAUGAGCAGCAUUUCUAAAUGUAAAAUAAAAUAUUUACAUCUACCUAGUGGAAAAGGUGUUCUAAUAAAUGUUAAGAAAAUUUAGAAUUUUGGAAAUCAUAAUAUUUCACCAUGACAAAAUGUUAUUUGGAAUCAUCGGUUGAAUGUUAUUUUUACUUCUCGUUUUUAAGUAAUUGUGGAAAUAUAUCAUUUGUAUUUUGUGAAAUAAUUCUUGUCCAAAUGUAUACUAGAAAUUUAUCAAAACAAUUAAACAAAGGCGGUUUUGUAUUGAUGAAGUUUAUAAUUUAUUUUAUGGACCUUAUAACACAAGGUCCAUGGUUAUUUGAAUUCAAAAUAUAAAAUCUAAAGCCUUUUCCAAACUCCGAGUUUAACAGGAAUAUAAUUAAUUCAUUUUUCGAAAAGUCCUAGUUGAAUUCGACAUCAUAUUUUCUUUUUAAAUUGACUCAACUCAAAUGCCACACAGUUAUUAAAACAAUAGAAUGUUGAUUUAUUUUCUAAAUUACAGCCGAGUUUCAGUGUUCCACAUGAUUCUGACUAUAUUUGUCAACCAUUUUAUCCUACAUCACUUAAGUACAUAGAUGUCUUUGAUUCUGAGAAAGAAAUAUUUACAUAUCGUGACAAAUAAUCUUUGUAAUUUUUACCAGUAUGACUGUGCGUGUUAUUAAUAUAUUGGAUGUGAAUUGAUUUAAUAUACGAUAUUUGUGACUUACAUCGUAAAAUAUUAUAAAUCUGAUAUAAAUACUCUUACAUCUUU
Molecule: messenger RNA, 3555 nt
Organism: Patella vulgata (common limpet)
Lineage: Eukaryota; Metazoa; Mollusca; Gastropoda; Patellidae
Product: ras-like protein family member 10B
Exons: 1
Coding region: 151-819 (222 amino acids)
Molecular function (GO): GTPase activity; GTP binding
Source: RefSeq, a predicted model, not a curated record